This is a messenger RNA of Schizophyllum commune H4-8, 943 nucleotides long. RefSeq lists its product as uncharacterized. The coding region runs from base 177 to 677 and encodes 166 amino acids. The record is from RefSeq and is a predicted model, not a curated record. The transcript has a single exon. NCBI's taxonomy places the organism in Eukaryota, Fungi, Basidiomycota, Agaricomycetes, Agaricales, Schizophyllaceae.
CUCUGUACACAUCUGGCAGCGCAAUAUUGCAUCAGGCGUGAUAGGCGAGCACGAAGAAAGGGCAGACAGUCGAGCAGAAGCUUCAAGUCCGAAGGUUGAUCACCUUGAUGUCCGAAAGUCGAUAACCUUGAGGUCCGAAAGUCGCCUAGCAUCUUGCAUGCCGGCCAGAAUCUUGCAUGUCGCCUAGACCUUGCAUGUCGCCUAGAUCUCGCUGUCGCCUAGAGUCUUGCUGUCGCCAGAGCCACGGCAGGAAAGAGCCUCGCGGACGCGGCGCGCACCAACGGGCCCCCGGACGGCCACAGAAAGUACGACACCGCUCUCCCAGAGCGCUGCGCAGGCCAACGCACGCCGGUUUGCCCGAACAGGGGGAAGGCGGGGCACAGCGCACGGACGGACGGGGACUUCAGCGAGCGAGCGAGGAGGGAGUUGGCCCAACCUCGGUAGGGAAUCGGACCCAGCCCUGCUCACCACGAAGUCCCCAAAACCGCCAACACGCUGCGCUCCCGCGCCCGUCUGCCCACAGCAUCCGACCCCGCCUCGACCGACGCUCCGCCUAUUCUGCUACGACCUCCCGCCCGCACGCCGAGUCGACGAUCCGGACGGGCUGUAUCACAGAGGGCGAGAGUUGUUCGACGGUAGAGACGGAAGGAGCCCGAACUCAGUCCCCCGGGGAUUGAUGGCGGGGAGGGUUGGCUUAUAUACGCUGACAAUCCACAGUAGGUGUUGAGAGACGAGACUUUUGAGGGGAUUCGGAUGCUGGGAAGGGGCUGAAACGGAGGCUAGCGUGAUUAAAGGGCAGACCGGAGCGAUUAGGAAGACGAGAUGUGCUCUUCAAGAGCGCCUGAGGUUGCAUUGAGCCGGCAGAGCGUUGACGUGAGUGAUCUCAUCGUAGAGGAACUGCUACUAUGUUCUUGCGCACCGCUCGAGGCGAGAUGGGGGACGG